AUGCCAUCGAAGAAUCCCUGUUCUGGGAAUGCUGCCGAGAGGGCGGAUCACCUGCUCAUCUUCUUAAAAGAGGUGAAGAGACUGAAGUGGUCAGAGAUCACCAAAGAGUACUUGAAGCAUGUCCCGGGUAGCAACUAUGGUCGAAUCCAGUCGCGCUAUUCAACGGUUUUGAACAAGCGGGACCGGACGCAAGAUCCUCCAAGAUUGAACCUGCCGCCGAAAUUCGCCGCAGAAGCUUCAAUCGACUGGGCCACCGUGCACUCCAGCACUCGAACGCCUCAUGUCGAUAAAUCACAAGUUAUCUCACGAGCUUUGCAGCAGACCAGGGACGAUGGCGACUCUUCUUCCAGCGGAGAUUGGGAAUCUCAGAGACAGAGAUCUCGCCGCGCUGCUCCCGUCAACUAUAGAUGGCCGAAAGGUGGUCUUGAAGAGUCAGCCGACGCGGAAAAGCCGCUUGUUAGCCACUGGACAGCCUUUGGGGUGCAUAGUCGCUCAGAGUUACCCCGCGAUGAAAUGACCGUGACCCCGAGCAGAAGCAGCAUGGUCCGCUUAAAACCAUUGGACCCGAACUUCAAACAGCAAGACGCCAAGCUGGGCGUGGCGCUGCAGAGAAACUUGCGGAAUAUCCAGCACGGCCAUUUGCCUUACUUGUCCUCGUCACAGCGUCUCGCCAUGCGCGAGAGUCCGGAGGAUUGGAUGUGGGAUCAGAGUAGCAUUAAAAGCUGGCAGGGUGCCAUUCUGCAUAUAGACUUCAGCCCUGUGGAACUGCUGACGGUGGAGACCGUUGUCGCGAUGUUCAUACCUUCAGUUCUGCAGACGCGCCACAGCACGUACCGAAGACGUCUACGAGCAAUUAUGAAAGAUAUUGCCGAGCCGAAACUUCAUAAGCUGGCUCACGAGAUUGGUCGCCACCUUCGACCACGGAAUACCCGAGGCAUCAUGUCUUUCCUUGAGGAUGCCGCUGCAGGAAAGGUAUCGGACGUACCUCAUAUACAGCGACUAGCAUCAACUACGCCGUAUCCAAGUUUGCGCAGUGCCCAGAACGUCUCGGUACCGUCCUGCGUCCUUCAACGGGAGCUUGGUCUUCAAUCAAGGGGAGGACGACAGACAGCAUCAAGGCCACUGACAUACCAACUAAGGAACCAGCUUGUAGACACUCUGGGACUCAAGUCUACCUGGACAGGAGCGUCGAGUGAUAUACACACUGUGGCUUGGACUUCUGACGGACAGUUCUUCGCUGCAGGAGCUGUAGCGGUGACUGAUACGGAUUCCAUGCAGUACAAUCGACCAAAUGUACUUCUGUACGGUGACACUACCAGCGGUAAAAUCCAUGAGCUAGGUGAGCAUUGCGUCGAUCGCCCGAAGGCCGAGGUUGGGGCCAACUCAACGCAUGCUAUGUUUGUGUCUCAAGACUCAAAGCUAUACACGACUGUGACUUCGGUGGCCUUCUCGCCUUCAGGGAGAUUCAUGUAUUCUGCUGGCUACGACCACUGUGUCUGUAUCUGGAACGUGUCGGUCGGUUCUGAACAGCCGUAUAUGAUCAGAGAGCUACAACACAAGGCACCGGUGGAUGUUCUAGCAGUAAACCCGAAAGUCGAUGGAAUUAUUGCAACUGCCACGAAAUGCACGACCGAUAGGUCAAUCAAGCUCGUCAAGUUCCAAGAAGAUGACAUAAAUGAUGAGCCAUGGCAGUACACGAAAGCAAAUUUCGCCUCUGCUAAAGCCAUGAGUCGUCCAGACCUCAAGAUGUCAGCCAAUGCGCUGAAGUUCGACCCAACUGGACAAGUGCUACUUGCCGGCUUCGGGGCCAAUAUGCGAGAGGACAGUGGCCUGGACACAUCAGGCGAUAUAUGCUUGUGGGAUGUAGAGGCGGAGACCGCUCUGCAGGUAUAUGGUUCUAGUCGCAAUGUCUUCGAUGUAACAUUCAACGCCAUACCGAGACAUCGAGGCCUUUUCGCAGUAGGAUGCGUGGCCAACGGCAAAGUCAACAGAGGCACCCGCUCAGUCGUUCGAUUCUACACUCCCAAUGAGGACUACAGGUUCGUGUGCCCGCUUGAACUCGAGUGUCAAGCGUUUGAUAUGAACGACAUCGUCUGGUGCCCUUACGAUGAGCACCUAUUCGCUGCUGGAUGUACGGAUGGUCGGUCCUACCUUUGGGACCUUCGCCGGGGCGACAGGCCACUCUCCAUUCUCAGCCAUGGCAGCUCUCUGAUGCCCUUGCAAGACGGUAUACCUCAUGAAAGGACGGAUACCGGAGUUCGCUUUCUUUCGUGGGGUCAGAACGCGAGACGACUUUACUCGGGAUCAUCUGAUGGUGUAGUGAAGGUCUGGGACAUCAUCCAGUCUCCGGAGGACAUGUUUGUCAGGAACUUAUUUACGGCCAACUCUGGCAUCAUGGCUGGAGCUUUCACCUCUGAUUACACCAAGCUCGUUUUGGGCGAGGUCAACGGCACGGCCAACGUUCUCGAAGUCGGCAGAGAUGACAUUACUCUGAAGGACGCUGAUACGCUCACUUAUCAUCCUUAUGUCGGUGAAGACGACGAUGACACAGCGAGCGAUAUGAUCAUCGAUACGCCUUUUCAAGAGUCGAACGAUACUGCAGCUGCGGAAGCACGCAAGUGGCUCAGAACAGGCCAGCUACGACUGGCACCCAUGGGAGGUUUUCCCAAGCAGCAAGUCGUCCAGGGCCCCAGCUAUGAAGGACCUUUCGAUCGAAGCGAAGACGCCUACACCCAGUCUUUGCACAAGGACGCCUUGCAAUUCCAGCGGACCAUGGCGAUACCGAAAGGGCCACAAUGCGACCUGCCCGGCUGCGCUGACAAUAUCAACACAACGACUUACGAAGAUAUUGGUGACUCAGGUCGGAGUGCUGAUCGUAUACCUGACGAGCUUCGACGCCAGUGGCUCGACGAAUCCCGCCACGUCGUCCCGGGCAAAGCGAAAUGCACAUACUGCACUCGCCCGGCUAUUCCAUCUCCCAGCGGAGACGACGCCUUCUGCGAGCGUCAUUCGUUCGCCUGCUUCCGUUGCGGCGGCCCCAGCAACAUCACAGGCGCUACUUCAACACUUGAAUGUAGAUCUUGCGGAGGGACUUGGGACGUCGGCGCUUUGGGCUACGAGUGCAGUCAGCAGCCGGAGGCCCGCGGUGGCGGUCUCGAUGUGCCUGCUCUCAAUCGAUUUGGGAAAGAGACAGACUUGGAGAUGUUGGAGGAUGUGGACACAUCAUUUGGUGACAAGGUGAAUGCUCUGACGGACUUCUACUUUGGGCUGGCUAUUGAUCGGCCGGAGAGUCCGUCGCUGUAG
Molecule: messenger RNA, 3303 nt
Organism: Didymella exigua CBS 183.55
Lineage: Eukaryota; Fungi; Ascomycota; Dothideomycetes; Pleosporales; Didymellaceae
Product: WD40 repeat-like protein
Exons: 2
Coding region: 1-3303 (1100 amino acids)
Biological process (GO): TOR signaling; regulation of actin cytoskeleton organization
Cellular component (GO): TORC1 complex; TORC2 complex
Molecular function (GO): protein binding
Source: RefSeq, a predicted model, not a curated record